CACGUAGAAUUUCAGCUCUCUCUCCUCAAAUGCGCUCUUUACUGUUUCCUCUUGCUUUGAUCCGUGGGCUCCUCCGGCAUUCCUCCUUCCUCUAAGUACAAACAAAAAGCCAAAGCAGGAUCGGAGCAUUUACGAAGAUUGAAAUCCCUCUCACAGUCACAGAGAUGAAACUAUGGAUCAAAAUAAUCUCCGGCACGGUCCCCGCCGCUACGGUCGUCCUCACCCUCCUCCUUUUCAUAUGCCGCCGCCGCCGCCGACAACAGCUGCUCAUCAGCCCCCAAGCCAUCACCCACUUCUCUGAGCCAGCUGCCAAAUCCAAAUUUGACGCGCUCCAAUCCAACAUUAACAAGCUCCCCAUCCCGUACAAAUCCGGCAGCUCCGCCCGCAACAGCCUACGCUUCCACCAUCUCCACAACCAGUCUACAGCCCCUCCGCCGCCGACGGAGACCACCUUCCGCUGGGACAACCAUCCCCGCCUCAUCGCCGAGGCCGCAGAGAACGGCUGGCAAAGCUUUGCCUUUUCUAACUCGAUCCCUCGCAUGCCAUCUUCAGCCCCACUUUGGACUCUCUGUGCCACAUGCGACGGCGGAACCCAGCCGAACUCGCCGGAAAGCGGCUGGGAGAUCCCCGCUGGUUCGUCGGAGCUCAUGCAAUCCGUCAGGCUUAAUCCAAGUCCCAAAAAAACCGCCGACGAGGCUUCCUUUUCUUGGGUUAGAACAAGCCUCCCACUUCCAGGCCCGCCCUUGGGCGGCGGUUCAUUUCCUCAAGAAGCCUAUUUUGAAAUCACCAUCGUCUCCCUCAAGCAUCCAUUUUUAAGCUCUUGCAACAGCGCAAACAAUCGAGACAGCGAUCGAGCCAAACUAAUCAGAGAUAAUUCCUUCGGCGUUAGCUCUGCUCCCCUAAACCCAAAUUUUGUAGCAGAUGAAAGAAAAUCAGACCGCAACACCAUCGCCUUGGGGCUAACCAGCAGUGCCACCCUGCCAAUCCAUUCUAUGCCAGGAACUUAUCGUGGAUCAAUUGGGUUCCACUCAGACGGCUCUCUUUAUCUUGAUGAGAGAAAACUGGUUUUCGAGUCGGAGAUGGCAGAAUGGGCAGCUGUGAACAGAGUGAUUGGCUGCGGAUUCGAGCCGAGCAAGAAUAAGGUGUUCUUCACCGUGGACUCUCAGGUAUCGCAUGUCGUACGAUGCAACUCAGAGGCCUAUACCAGUCCUCUGUUUCCUUUUAUGGCGGCCAACGUGGAGACCGUGUUGCUUGUAAAUUUGGGACAAGCGCCGUUCAAGUACGGGCCGGCGAACGCCACGCGGACGCCGAACCCGUGUUUUCUCCGGCAGCAUUCCGGCGAUGAAGGCGGAGAUCAUAGGAUAGGGUCUGUGGUCGACAGCCGGGAGCUUUUCUCUGUGGCACGGAUAGAAACAGAGUGGACCGGUCAUGGCGGAAGAAGGAAGAACCAGAAUAGCAGCAUGAGCAGUAAGAAGAGCGGUGAGAACUCCGACGAUGUUCUCGAUGGGGAAUCCGAUCUCUUUGAGAUUGUAUUGCAGACAUGACGCAGCAUUGGAGACUCCGCAGAGAAGAAGAAGCCGGCAUCGUGGAGCCGGUUAAUAGUUCACACUUCAUGCACAGAGAAGCCAUUUGUCGGAAUUACAGCACAAGGGAAGAAGAAGACGAAGAAGGUAAUACAGGAAUUCAGAUAUAAUAAAUACAAAAGAAAUUUAUUGUAAUUUUGUCCAACAGAAUCAAUGUGAUUCACAUAUUGAGUUCCGUGAAACCAUUUGUAAAAUGCAGAACAGGUUGGAGAAAUCAGCACG
Messenger RNA from Dendrobium catenatum, 1805 nucleotides. RefSeq lists its product as uncharacterized. Lineage: Eukaryota; Viridiplantae; Streptophyta; Magnoliopsida; Asparagales; Orchidaceae. Gene Ontology annotation, molecular function: protein binding. The coding region runs from base 165 to 1544 and encodes 459 amino acids. The transcript has 2 exons. The record is from RefSeq and is a predicted model, not a curated record.